AUGCCGAAUUUGGAGGUUCUAGGCCCAGCCGUUCCAGAGAUACGAGGUGGAAAGAAAAUUUUGUCAACCAGUAUAGGAGUGGUUUCACUUGGAACUCCCUUGCAAGACUUCAAUGUGGCCUUUGACUUGAGCAGUUCUAUUUUGUGGGUUCCGUCAUCCAGCUGCAAGUGCGACGAUGAUUGUGACAUCCGUAAGGUUUAAAAGUCUACAAGAAAUCAGUCCUUGUGUUAGAGCGUUUUCAUUGCAGUUAUGAAUUUCAGCCGAGAUCUGUGCCGAGCAAUGCAGUGCCCACUGCUGUGGAAGUGGAACCAUUCCCGAAGACAUCAUUCCUGAGGAUCACGAAGACGAAGACUUGUCGGGAACUUGUACUCACAAGCUUGCCUUUGACAAGGACGCUUCGAAAAGUUUUAUUCCCAGUAAGUUGGAUACAUCAUAGUAAAAUAAGUGUUCUAUCUUAUAUGCCGCCCAAACCUUACUGUUAUUUUAGCUGGGAAGACUUCUAAAGUAGUUCUUGACAAGACGCAUCUAACAGCAGACUUGGUCUACGAUCACCUAAGUCUUGGCCCGCAUCAUCGCCCUGGAUUGACUGCCAAAAACAUUAAAUUCGGACUUGUGAACAAAUUCCCAGGUUCAUAUGACAACACUCAAUUCGAUGGAGUCUUUGGGUUGGCGAUUUCUGGAGCCAACAACGAAAAGAGCGUCGUCGGACAGCUGGCCAGCAAGCAUCUCCUUCCUCAUCCAGUUGCUACUCUCUGGAUCAAUGGAAACCGUACAACCUCUAUUGUCGAUGGAGUUAUUUCCUUCGGUUUCCUUGAUGACAGAACGUGCCAAUUUGAUAUUCUGUCGUAUGUGAAAUUGUCCGCCCAGGACGCAUGGGAAUUCCCUGUAUUCCAAUUUGUACAAGGAGGGAGAAUAAUUCACAAAAAAGUUGAAAUUGUAGGUAAAAUGUGAUUUCAAUUACUACGCUUGGGUCUUGGGGGAAAACUCUCAAUUCAUGCAUUGAGAAGUCAACACAUUUCUUUUACCAAUAGUCUGCGUGCCUAUCAAAUUAUUGCUUAUUUCUUUGCUUCAUAACCGUCAUUUCAGGGAGUCCUAGACCUCGGCCAGAGAGACCUGACUGUUCCCAAGGCAGCCUUUGAGAAAUUUCUAGUCGCUUUCAAUGCAUCCAAAGAUCCGGUUAGCGGUCAAUACGUGGGCAAUUGCGAACCUCAAGGAGGGAUUUUUCUCAGCUUCCACAUCGGCCCUGAAUUCUACAGCUUGCACAAGUCACAAGUGACCAGUGAAGUUGGAAAUAAGAAGUGUCAGUUGCACAUCAACGCAGCUGAAAGCAAAGACAGACAUCAAUACAGAUUUGGAACCGCCUUCCUUGAGAAAUUCUGCGCCGUUCUGGACUUUAAUGGACGCUUGGGACUGGCGCCUGUUAAGGAAAUAAUUGCUGUUGUUUAG
This is a messenger RNA of Bursaphelenchus xylophilus (pine wood nematode), 1446 nucleotides long. Lineage: Eukaryota; Metazoa; Nematoda; Chromadorea; Rhabditida; Aphelenchoididae. The record is from the annotation of a GenBank genome assembly.